AUGGCUGCGGAGCUCUACCCUGCCCAGCACACCGACAUCCCCACCGACAACAACUCCACCGCCAAGAAGAGCGCCCUCCACAUCCCGCACAGCGCCCCGCCGCCUCCGCCGCUCCACAACCUCAACAACAACCACAUCGACUCCGACCACUGGCAGUCCUCACACCCGACCCUGCGAGAGAGAAACGCACUGAUGUUCAACAACGAAUUAAUGGCCGAUGUUCACUUUAUCGUGGGUCCCACUGGGGACUCCAAGAAAGUCCCUGCACACAAGUACAUUUUGGCUGUCGGCAGCUCGGUGUUCUAUGCCAUGUUUUAUGGCGAUCUAGCGGAGGUGAAAUCUGAAAUCCAUAUCCCAGACGUGGAACCUGCAGCAUUUUUAAUCCUUUUAAAGUACUUAUACAGCGAUGAGAUUGACCUGGAAGCGGACACUGUGCUUGCAACACUCUACGCUGCCAAGAAGUACAUUGUUCCUGCGCUAGCCAAGGCCUGUGUCAAUUUCCUGGAGACCAGCCUAGAGGCCAAGAAUGCCUGUGUUUUGCUUUCACAAAGCCGGCUUUUUGAAGAGCCCGAGCUGACUCUGCGGUGUUGGGAGGUUAUAGAUGCUCAGGCAGAGCUUGCGCUGAAGUCAGAAGGCUUCUGUGAGAUUGAUCUGCCGACUCUGGAGAUUAUUGUGACACGAGAGACCCUCAACACAAAAGAGGAUGUUGUGUUUGAGGCGGUUUUGAACUGGGCAGAGGCCGAGUGCAAAAGGCAAGGCCUGCCAGCCACCCCUGCCAAUAAAAGGAAUGUAUUGGGGAAAGCACUAUACUUGGUACGGAUUCCGACCAUGACUCUGGAGGAAUUUGCCAAUGGAGCUGCCCAGUCAGACAUUUUAACCUUGGAGGAGACGCGCAGCAUAUUCUUGUGGUACACAGCUGCUAACAAACCACAACUCGAGUUCCCGCUUGUUAAAAGGAAAGGACUGGCACCUCAGAGGUGCCACAGAUUCCAGUCUUCGGCCUACCGCAGUAACCAGUGGAGGUACAGAGGCCGCUGUGACAGCAUCCAGUUUGCCGUUGACAAAAGGAUAUUUAUUGGUGGUCUGGGGCUUUAUGGGUCGAGCUGCGGUAAAGCAGAAUAUAGUGUCAAAAUUGAACUUAAAAGGCAGGGGGUGGUCCUUGCCCAAAACCUGACUAAAUUUGUUUCUGAUGGAUCGAGUAACACCUUCUCAGUCUGGUUUGAGCACCCAGUGCAAGUAGAACAGGACACCUUUUACACUGUCAGCGCCAUCUUGGAUGGAAAUGAACUCAGCUACUUUGGGCAGGCAGGAAGGUAUGACGGAGGUGCAGUGUGGGAAGGUGACCUUCCAGUUUCAGUGCUCUUCGGACAGUACUAAUGGAACUGGGGUGCAGGGGGGACAGAUUCCUGAACUCAUCUUCUACGCAUGA
Molecule: messenger RNA, 1429 nt
Organism: Staurois parvus
Lineage: Eukaryota; Metazoa; Chordata; Amphibia; Anura; Ranidae
Source: the annotation of a GenBank genome assembly